AUGAGUAAUUCUUUUGCUUCAAGGAUAAAAUCGAAGUUCUUUCAAAAUUCAGGCUCGGCUCAAAAUUCAAGGCAAAAUAACAAGUCUUCGAGAAAAUAUUUCGAUAUUUCAAGGGAGUCUGAAACUAAUAAUGAUUUAAGAGCCAACAACAACACUCAAGUACCCGCAUCCAAUUAUAACCAAGAAUAUGUCACUAGUGGCAACGACGGUUUCGAUGACAUUACAAGUCAGUAUUCUGGGAAUGAUAAUUAUGACAACGCCAAUGGCCGAAUGCGAUCAAAUGAAGAUGCCAAUACGUUUGGGGAUCAACUAGAAUCUCAGCCUUCGUUGAGUAGCAAUGACAUUUUGAAAAGUACCGAUGAACCUUAUAGAAUACCGUCCGCUGUAACAACUACAGGAACAGGAAAUUUUUCUGCUGCUGCGACUUCAUCCACUUUAGAGAUUUCAACGCCAACUGGGAUUCCAAUAAAUAGAAAUACAAAAAAACCUGGUAAGUUUCAAAAAUUGAAGAAAAAAAUUAGUAUCCCAGAGUUAAGUUUAAGAUCAACCAGUAACGGCUCUACUUCUACAGAAUAUUAUCACAGUCACAGACCAAACAAUAACCAUCUAAAUAUUUAUAAAUCCAUUAGUAGUGACAAUGAACUUUCUUACAAGGGGACUAGGAGUACUCGUUCUCAUAGCAGAAACAGUUCUAUUCCGUUUGGCACACCAAAAGGAACUGUAGAGAACCUUAACGAGUUUUACAGCAAUAGCGAAAUCAGUAACAAUAUUACCAAUAACAACAGCUAUAGUACCUACAACAAUAAUGAUAGUGAUAUUAACACUAAUAUUUCUGAAUUUAAUUCCACGGUGGAUGGUUUUAUAAGAAAAGUUCAUUCGGAAACUGUAAGUGAUUAUCAUGAAUACGUCAUUCCGCUUUCUAAUACCAACUCAAACUCCACUGGAAGUUCACAUUACUCAAAUGAUCAUACCCAUGGUUCUCCGCAUAAAUCAGGGUUACAAAGAGGUAGAAGUAGAACUGACGAUGCUUCUGAUUAUGAAGGUACCAAAUCUGAUAGAAAUCCAUUGCACUUCCAUCGUAAGAAGGAAUUCUUCUACCUCUUCUUUAACGGCAAGAAAUAG
Messenger RNA from Vanderwaltozyma polyspora DSM 70294, 1122 nucleotides. It is a transcript of the gene TOS7, whose product is annotated as Tos7p. The transcript has a single exon. The record is from RefSeq and is a predicted model, not a curated record. Bases 1 to 1122 code for a protein of 373 amino acids. Lineage: Eukaryota; Fungi; Ascomycota; Saccharomycetes; Saccharomycetales; Saccharomycetaceae.